Penicillium brasilianum is the source of this 1590-nucleotide messenger RNA. The record is from the annotation of a GenBank genome assembly. Lineage: Eukaryota; Fungi; Ascomycota; Eurotiomycetes; Eurotiales; Aspergillaceae.
AUGGAAGGAAAGGCCUCGAACGCCGACUCGACAAUCCCAGCACGGCCUAUCAGCCAGCUCCCACAGCAGAGCAUCUCCUCAACCCCCACGCUGGCAGAAGUACCCAAGGCCGAGUGCACCGAGAAGGGAACAGCGACGGAGGGGCCGUUGAGGCCGUUGACGGACCCGGCAUGCCAGGCAGACGAUGACUCCGAGAUUGUCAAAUGGGACGGCGAGAGUGAUCCUGAGCUGCCGCUCAAUUGGCCAUCCUCCAAAAAAUGGCAAAAUGUUAUCAUGGUCUCGGCGCUGACUUUCGUGACACCGUUUGCGUCGUCCAUGUUUGCCCCGGCCAUCAACCAAGUAAUGGCAGAGAUGGGCACCUCGAACCGCGACAUCGGCUCGUUUGGCGUAUCGAUCUACCUGCUUGGUUAUGCAUUCGGGCCUCUCGUGCUUGCACCCUGCAGUGAACUAUACGGGCGUCUGAUUGUCUAUCAUAUUUGUGCCUUGCUAUUUAUUCUAUGCAAUGUCGCUUGUGCGCUGUCCAUUAGCAUGCCUAUGCUAAUCAUCGUCCGUUUCUUAACCGGUCUUGUAGGCGCUGCUCCGUUGACGAUAGGUCCUGGUACCGUUACGGAUUGCUUCCGACAAGAGGAGCGCGGGCGUGCCAUGGCAGUCUGGACAAUGCCCGUGCUGCUUGGACCUUGCCUGGGGCCAGCGAUUGGAGCCUACGUGUCCCGUUCGCUGGGUUGGAGGUGGAACUUCUGGCUUCUGAUCAUCGUGAGCGGCUUCAAGUCCGGUGCAGUUUCCCUCUUCUGCCUCGUCUUUCAACGAGAGACCCAUCCUCCGACGCUCCUGAAGCGCAAAGCGGCCAGGCUGAGAAUAUCGACGGGCAACCCCAACAUACGCCACGUCGACCAUACCACCCUAUCCCGGAGCCAACUUAUCACAACGAGCAUUGUCCGGCCCAUGAAGAUGCUUUUCCUCUCGCCUGUGAUUUUUGGACUAUCUCUGCUGACUGCUGUUGCGUAUGGAACGCUCUACCUCUUCUUCACUACAGUAACCGACGUCUUUACAUCGCGCUACGGCAUCGUCACCAAUGUGGGCCUUACAUACCUUGGCUGUGGCUGCGGUCAAUUUACCGGCCUCUUGAUCUUAGGGCUUGUUUCCGAUGCAAUCGUCAAGCGAGCAGCCAAAGGCGGAGAAAUGAAGCCAGAAUACCGUCUGCCACCCACGAUCCUUGGCGGAUCUAUGAUCCCUAUCGGCUUGCUCAUAUAUGGCUGGACCGCCGAGUAUAGGGUCUUCUGGUUCGUGCCCGUUAUUGGCACAUUUUUCAUAGGUUUUGGCAUGAUAACGGUUUUCACCCCUGUUGGGACGUACCUGAUCGAUGCGUUUCCAAUGUAUGCUGCCAGCGCCACGGCUGCUAAUACGGUCCUCCGCAGUGUGGGAGGCGCGCUUCUUCCACUUGCGGGUCCCCGAAUGUAUAGUAGUCUUGGUCAAGGCUGGGGAAAUACACUUCUGGCCGGUGUAUCCUUGCUUAUGAUGGGCAUGAUUUUCAUGUCCUUGAAGUAUGGAGAACGGUUGAGGACACAUCCAAAGUACCAAAUGAAGCUAUGA